AUGGAUCUCGUAGAACUCUUCGUCACAGCAUGUGUUCCGGUCUUUAACAUGCUUCUGGUAGCCGGUGUUGGGUCGUUUUUAGCAACUGAUUUUGCUGGCAUACUAAGCAAAGAAGCAAGAAAACAUUUAAAUAAUGUAAUAGUAUUUUAUGUAUUCAAUCCCUCCCUUGUUGCAAUCUAUUUGGCAAAAACAAUCACCAUGGAAAGCUUGGCUAAACUGUGGUUUAUGCCAGUAAAUAUUCUUCUUGCUUUUACCUUUGGUUUAUUCUUUGGAUGGAUUGUGGUAAAAGUUACAAGAGCACCUGCGAAGCUAAGAGGCCUCAUUUUGGGCUGUUGUUCUGCUGGCAAUUUGGGCAAUAUUUUUCUCAUCAUCAUUCCAGCUCUUUGCCAAGAGAAGGGAAGCCCAUUUGGAGCAGCUGAUGUUUGUCAAGAUAUUGGACUAGCAUAUUCUUCACUCUCAAUGGCUAUCGGUGCUGUUUUUGUGUGGUCGACUGCAUAUAAUAUUGUUCGUGUCACAUCAAAUCUGACGGAAGGAGAUGACAAUGAUCAAACAAAUGAAACGAAAGUGUUAAAUUCAGGAAGUGCUACAGGAACUGUUGUAGAAGAGAACUGCUCCACCUCAAAUGAUUGCACCGACGAAUGUACACUCCCUUUGAUAUCGACGAGCAUAUGUCCAGCUAAAGAUAAGGAUUCAAUGUUGGAGAGAGCACGGAAUGUUUUAUCAUCAAUUUCUGAAGCAGUUGACUUGAAGAAGCUCUUUGCUCCUUCAACCAUUGCAGUGAUUGUCGGCUUCAUAAUUGGAGGAAUACCUCUGAUUAGAAAUGCUAUAAUUGGCGACAGCGCCCCACUUCGUGUCCUGCAAGAAUCGUCUGAAUUGAUAGGUGGAGGAGCAAUUCCGUCCAUCGCAUUGAUAAUGGGAGCAAACCUUCUGAACGGAGUACGAGGAGGCGCAAGUGUUCCACCGUCGGUGAUAGCCGGCGUCAUAGUUGUCAGAUACAUUCUGCUCCCGCUGCUCGGCACGGCGCUGGUGAAGGGAGCCGUCCGGCUGGGCCUCAUCCAGCCAGAUCCUCUGUACCAGUUCAUCCUCCAUCUGCAGUACGCCGUGCCACCCGCGAUGAACAUCGGGACUAUAAUGCAGCUGUUUGGCGUCGGGGAGAGCGAGUGCUCGGUGAUCUUCGUGUGGGUGUACGCGCUCGCCUCCGUCGCCGUCACCAUCUGGUCCGCCUUCUUCAUGUGGACGCUGUCGUGA
Messenger RNA from Miscanthus lutarioriparius, 1248 nucleotides. The record is from the annotation of a GenBank genome assembly. Lineage: Eukaryota; Viridiplantae; Streptophyta; Magnoliopsida; Poales; Poaceae.